UUCCUUCUGGUUUCCUUGAGAGUUUUUUCAGCAGUGGAGUGGCGCCUGGACCGUGCCGUCUCCCAGUGCCUCACAGGGUCCUUCCAGACUGGACCCUGCUUCCAUUAAUGAAAGGUAGACUUCCCUCUUGCAUAGUGGAUGUGCUGCAAAUGAGGAGGCAGAUAAUGGGCACCCAAGUUGAAGAUCUCCGCAUGCCCAGUGGGAACAUCACCUCUCGGCCCAUACGGCAGGUACUCUAUGGGCUGCUGUUGGCAGGGAGGAGGGAGUGUCAGAGCAGUGACGGACCUCCAGUGGAAUAUGUGGAAGAGUAUGACAGGGAAGGCAUGAACCUAACCAGCAGCAUGGUAGAAGCAGUGCUGCCAAGUGCUUCGGAACAACUUCAGCUAGACACACUUCACCGGGCUCCACAUUCAGUGCGGUGUGAGGUGAUUUUAGAGACUCUUGGUGUGUCCUCUUCCUCAUUGAGUGGUGUCCCGCCUCAUCUUCGUCUUCCUGUGGCUGUAACCUGCUACUGGCUGAGGCACGCACAUCCCCAACCAGACAAGCCUCUCCUGGAGGCCCUACUACUGGGACUGGUGUAUGGAGAGCUCCGCAGACAAAGGAAAUACGAGAGAGCUAAAAGACCAGAGAGAGAGUUGUUUGAGAGGCUGAGAGGGCAUAUUAAGAAACCUACGGGGAGCCCAGACCUGGUUGUGGCCCAUUCCUACAGCCAGUGGCAGUGCUGCCUGAAGGACAGUGUUCACCUGAACCAACUGCUGUCACUACCUCUACCUGAUCCUCAAUGUGCCUGGCUUUACAAGGGCACUCUAGUGCACCAGCUUGAGGCCAAACUGAGAGGGACAAUGACUCCGGAUUCUCUCCUGGUGGAAAGCCAUUCCUUUGAGCAGUUGUACAGAGCCAUGCUGCGUGUCAUACACAACUCCCAUGCUGCUGGCCUCAACUCUAAGGUGUCUGGGGCAAUCCCUUCUUCCCUGAAAAAGCCACAAGACGACCUGAUGGCCCGUAUGCAGGUUUUAGCACUAGAGGAAGAUGAUUCCGGUGCUGAAGGAGGGGAGAAUCCUAAGCAAGAGGAUGAUGUGGGUUGGACUUUGGUCUCAGUGCGGACCCGCCACAAGACCAAGGAAAGAUUAAACCGAUGUCAAAAUCCAGAAUUCUCUCGAAAGCAGGGACGGAUCAGCUGGGAGUAAAGACCUCUACACAACUGUUUAGUUUUAGAGAUGAUCAGCUCAACUCUUCAACUUAAGAACCUCUUUGGAUUGUUUUUGUAACCUUAAGGACAUUGACACUGUUUAGCAUGUUUCUAAGAUAAAGAUUUUUUAGUCUACUGGUAUCCCCACUUCUAACCAAUCAAAAUGCUUGCACAUUCAGUGUGAGUUUGAAUCCAGUCCUCAAUCGGUUGGUGAUUUUGGUUUCCAUUGACCAUUGUUAAGUCAUUUUGUU
Molecule: messenger RNA, 1440 nt
Organism: Esox lucius (northern pike)
Lineage: Eukaryota; Metazoa; Chordata; Actinopteri; Esociformes; Esocidae
Product: protein asteroid homolog 1-like
Exons: 4
Coding region: 108-1187 (359 amino acids)
Source: RefSeq, a predicted model, not a curated record